This is a messenger RNA of Brassica napus (rape), 2176 nucleotides long. RefSeq names its product probable transcription factor KAN4. Gene Ontology annotation, molecular function: transcription cis-regulatory region binding. Bases 543 to 1343 code for a protein of 266 amino acids. Gene Ontology annotation, cellular component: nucleus. Lineage: Eukaryota; Viridiplantae; Streptophyta; Magnoliopsida; Brassicales; Brassicaceae. Gene Ontology annotation, biological process: abaxial cell fate specification; regulation of DNA-templated transcription. The transcript is spliced from 6 exons. The record is from RefSeq and is a predicted model, not a curated record.
AUUAACAUCAUUAUUUUUUUCAAUUAUUUUUAAUUCAAAAAAAAAAUUAAUCUAUUUUAUUAUUAAUUUAUGUGGCAUUUUGAUUGGUAAUAAGAGAAUAUUGUGAAUUUAAAGGUUCAACCUACCUAAGUGUUGUUUUUUUACUAAUACGCGUAAAAGAAAAUACAAUUUCUCUUAUUUACAGUUAUCUUACCAUAAUUAUUAACUGAGUUUAUCGCCUACAUUAGGCUACCUCCAUAAUCAUUUCUUUUAGUUAACUAAAAAGUUUGGGUGUUAUUCGAAAAAAGUUCGUAUGUUUUAUUACCUCGAGGAGUAUUGCACACAAAUGUGUUGUAGAAAAUAAAAUAAAUAUUUUAUUAUAGAAGACAAUGGCAUUUUUAAAUGAGACAAUGACGAGGAUUGAGAAUUACACUCCUUUCUUCUUCUUUUAUUCUCCCUCUCUGUAAGUCAUAAGUGCUGUUUCUGCAGUUAUAUCUUUCUCUCUUUUUAUCUCUCUCUCCAGUAUUUAAAUAGAGAAGUAAUAUAGACAAAGUGGUAGUGAGAUGAUCAUGUUCGAGUCAAGAAGCAGUGUGAGAGGUUCAAACUCAGUCCCAGAUCUGUCUCUUCAGAUCAGCCUUCCAAACUCUCACGCCGAGAAACCCCUUCACGGCAGUGAACGGAGCUUCACCACAAGCAGUGACUCCGGAAGCAGCCUCAGUGAGUUAAGCCAUGAGAACAGCUUCUUGAAGAAACAUCUCUUGAGCCUAGGCUUUGAUCAUCAUCAUCCAUAUCAUCAUCAUCAGAGGCACAGCUCAAACAUGUUCCAACCACAAAUCUACGGUCGAGAUUUCAAGAGAACCUCAUCUUCUGUGGUUAGUCUUAAACGAAGUAUCCGAGCUCCAAGAAUGAGAUGGACUUCUACUCUCCAUGCUCAUUUCGUCCAUGCUGUUCAACUUCUUGGAGGCCAUGAAAGAGCAACGCCUAAAUCAGUCUUGGAGCUGAUGAAUGUGAAGGAUCUAACCCUAGCUCAUGUCAAGAGUCACUUGCAGAUGUAUAGAACAGUGAAAUGCACUGAUAAAAGAUCAUCAGGAGAAAGAAAGGUGGAGAAAGAGGCAGAGCAGAAGACAGAGGACAAUAAUAAUAAUAAUGAAGACGCUGAUGCUGACCCAAUUUCGCCAAACUCAUCAUCUGUGCAAAAGACCCAAAGAUCUCCUUGGUCUUCCACUAAGGGAGUGUCUAUGAGCAUAUCACAAGCAGAUCCUCACAUGGAAAUAAAUCGUAUCACUAAGGAUGAUGUGGAGAAAGAUCAUCUCAGCUUGGAAUUCACCUUGGGGCGGCCGAGUUGGGGGAUAGACCAUGUGUAAAUCAUCCAGCGAUCUAACCCUUAUCAAGUGCUAAUUGUUUCACUUGGAGAACUACAAUAAUUUAAUAAGUCAGCUUAGUUAUUUUUUAAUCACCUUAGUUAUAUCUAUUUAACAUAUUAACUUGUUUGAUCAUAUGGACUUUGGAAGAAUCAUUAUCAUCUUAUAUGUACGAUCUUCCAGUACUGUUCACGAGAUUUUUGUGAUGCAUAAACAAGGGAUUUGGGUUAAGUAGUAGGCAUGGUAUUGUGGUAGUGGAUGAGAAGAGAGUACAAGUUCAAGAUUUUUGUUGCGAUCUUCAAAAACAUCCCAAUCUUCCUUUAUCACACUCUAAUAUAUUGGAAAAGAUUCUCUGGUAACUAAAAAGCUACUACUGCCUCUUUCCUCAUUUGGUAUGCUUCACUGCUCCCACUCUGGUUUAUAUGAAGAGGUUUUUUGGAACAUGGUCAAUUGUUUUUCACUUGCUCCAUUAAGCAAAAUCUGUUGGUUUAGUAAUCAUUUUACUUUAUUGAGUGCUAAUUGUUUGAAUAAUUGGUCGAAAAAUAUAUUGGAAGAUGUGUGUUAGAAAUUGAUCGAAAUGUAUAUUUUAUUUUUGAAAGAAGAUGGAAUGUAUAUUUUUUAUUACUAAAAUAGAUAUGAUCUUUGAUCUUGAUCGAUAGCAUUGUUACGUAAUGCCACAACUCCCUUUACUUCCUACAGAACUUCGGGCUUCCUCAUGGGGCUUAAACAAAUACGUCGGAAUUUGAUAUCGAUAUUUAUUUCUAAAUGUGAAAUUAAAUGUCUAGUAAAAAAAAUGUCUAGUCGAAAGCAUAACUCGUUUUGUAUUUGUAAUCAUG